AGAGAGGCGAGCGCGCGUGCGCGCCCCCGGCCGGCUGUCGCCGCGGUGACCGUCCUCGGAGUCCGUCGGCUCGCGCCCCGCCCCCGUUCCUGCUGCCCCCUCCCCUGUAGUGCGCGGAGGGGUGUUUCUCGCUCCUCCCGAGUUGCCGCUGGCGUCGCUGCUCCUCCUCUCCCAGCGUUGGGUUUCCCUGGCGCUGCCGCUGCCGCUACCUCUGCGGUCUGCAUGAGGAGGAGGAGGAUGUGAAGAUGGCGGAGCUGCAGAUGCUGCUGGAGGAGGAAAUCCCGGGGGGCCGCCGGGCCCUCUUCGACAGUUACACGAAUCUGGAGCGAGUGGCCGAUUACUGCGAGAACAACUACAUCCAGUCAGCAGAUAAGCAGCGAGCCCUAGAAGAAACCAAAGCCUACACCACCCAGUCCUUAGCAAGUGUUGCCUAUCUGAUAAAUACCCUGGCCAACAAUGUCCUGCAGAUGCUGGAUAUCCAGGCAUCCCAGCUACGAAGGAUGGAAUCAUCAAUCAAUCAUAUUUCACAAACUGUUGAUAUUCAUAAAGAGAAAGUUGCAAGAAGAGAAAUUGGUAUUUUGACUACCAAUAAAAAUACUUCAAGGACACAUAAGAUUAUUGCUCCAGCCAAUCUUGAACGACCAGUUCGUUAUAUUAGAAAACCUAUUGACUAUACAAUUCUAGAUGAUAUUGGACAUGGAGUAAAGGUGAGUACCCAGAAUAUGAAGAUGGGUGGGCUGCCGCGUACAACACCUCCAACUCAGAAACCCCCCAGUCCCCCUAUGUCAGGGAAAGGGACACUUGGGCGGCACUCCCCCUAUCGCACACUGGAGCCAGUGCGUCCUCCAGUGGUACCAAAUGAUUACGUACCUAGCCCAACCCGUAAUAUGGCUCCCUCGCAGCAGAGCCCUGUGAGGACAGCUUCUGUGAAUCAAAGAAAUCGAACUUACAGCAGCAGUGGGAGUAGUGGAGGAAGCCACCCAAGUAGUCGGAGCAGCAGUCGGGAGAACAGUGGAAGUGGGAGUGUGGGCGUUCCCAUUGCUGUUCCUACUCCCUCUCCUCCAAGUGUCUUUCCAGGUCAUCCUGUCCAAUUCUAUAGCAUGAAUAGACCUGCCUCUCGCCAUACUCCCCCAACAAUAGGGGGCUCGUUGCCCUAUAGACGCCCUCCUUCCAUAACUUCACAAACAAGCCUUCAGAAUCAGAUGAACGGAGGCCCUUUUUAUAGCCAGAAUCCAGUAUCUCUUGCUCCUCCUCCUCCCUCCAUUCUACAGGUAACUCCUCAGUUACCUUUAAUGGGAUUUGUGGCCAGAGUCCAAGAAAAUAUUUCAGAUACACCACCACCACCACCACCUGUGGAAGAACCAGCCUUUGAUGAAUCCCCCCCUCCCCCUCCUCCCCCAGAAGAUUAUGAAGAGGAGGAGGCAGCUGUGGUUGAGUAUAGUGAUCCUUACGCUGAAGAGGAUCCUCCAUGGGCUCCAAGAUCUUAUUUGGAAAAGGUUGUGGCAAUUUAUGAUUAUACAAAAGACAAAGAAGAUGAGCUGUCCUUUCAGGAAGGAGCCAUUAUUUAUGUCAUCAAGAAGAACGACGAUGUUCCCACAGCUCACACUACAGCAGAGAAGACAACUGUGCAACGAGAGUUGGUGGUGACCGGCUUGCCUGUGGGACCCCUGCUGGACUGGGGAGUGCAGAGGACACUGGUGAAGUCCUUCAUACUGAAGACCAGCGGGGGAUCCAAGAGUCAACCGAUUUUUUCUAUAUCAUUUAGUACUAAUGUGAGUGAUUUUUUUUUUUUUAAACAAUACCUGUUAGUGGAUUUUCUGCAUAUUUUAAAUUUUUGUAGUUUUGAAUUCUGUAUAUUGUCUUGGAAGGAUACUAUGUAAUGAUGAUGGGCCAGGCCUACAGUAAUUGGAGACUUUUAAUGUAUGUAAUAUUUCAUAGAUUGCAUGCUAUUAUAGUCUGUGAGAAUAGUAUUUCUUGUUUAACGUAAGUUUCCCCCAUUUUUUUUUUUUUUAUGAACUUUGAGACUAGAUGGUUGGCAGUAGGAAUUCCGAGUGAAUGUAGAAAUUUUACAUGCUACGCAAUAUUGUGGCAAAGAUGAUCCAAAUCUAAAAUCUGCUGACCAGUAAGCAAGCAUUAUCAGGACAGAGAGAAUUCAUGGGAGGGGAUUUUUCUUCCUGAAAUGUUUCUUGACUUGGUACUCACUCUUUUUAUCUUUUUUUUUUUUUUAAGUGACUUAAAAAAUCAUUUUUUGGUUUUACUGUUUGAAAGGCCAUGGGGACGUGAAUGAAAAUAGUUGUCAACUUGUUGGCCUUAUGGCCAAGGCAGUAAAUCCAAAGCAAAAAGUGUUAAUGUGUCAAAAUCUACACCUGAUUCAGCCUGUUUGAAAUAAAUAUGAAUCUUUUUAGAUGUCUAGUUCCUUAUUUUCCAUCUUUUGGCUACUUCCUAUCUCUGCCAGGGGCACUGUAGGGUUGGCAAGGGCCUGCUGCUUCGGCUGUGUUCCCACGUCUCUAGGUGAAACAUGUCAUCCCUCCUUCCCUCCUCCUGCUUAUUACCCAGCCAGAGAGAAUGUUUUGUGCAUCUUUUACAGUGAUGUCUGUAAUGUAGCUGUGCCCCUUAACAGUCUUAUGUUGAUUAAAGAUGAUUACUUAAGAUUUUUGUUUGAGAGGCAUCAAAAUGGUGGUAGUUUCCUUUAUCCUUCUGUGUUCAUUUUCUUUUAGCAGAUGACCUUUCUGCAUUAGGAACUGUUAGUUUUACUUUUUCUCCUCUGUGGAGAGCAAGGGCACCUUUCCUUUUGAAAAGAGUUUAAUGAAGGAGUUGGCAGGUGAUUGCUAACUCUUUGAAAAGAAUGGGGAUCUGAAUCGCUUCCGAACUUCUUUGGCCAGGAACUCCUGAUUGGCAAUAAGGUGAUGAUUUCUCUCACAUGAUUUACUUAGUCAUAGAAUUUUAGAGCUAGAUGAGAUUUUAGUUGUCUCAUUAACUGAUGAGGUUAGGAGUUUCAUUUCAGAUAACAGCGAGUUAAUACCGGUCAAGUUGCUGACUCAGUGCUGCUCUGGUACUCUUUCUAUAAGGGUCUCAAUUGUGCUGUAUGUUUCCUUAAAAGGAGUUCUACUUGGUGUCUUCAGGCAGAUACUUGAAAAGAUAUGCUGUCUUGAUAAAUACCAUCAGAGUAUUCAAACUUGUUUAAAGGAGUGUAUUAAGUACAACAUUAUUUAGUGAAGAUCUUCAUUUUAACCCUUCAAAAACUACACUCAGCAAAAAUUAUCUUUUCCAUUAGGUGUAUAUAGCAAAAAUAUUUCAGACUGGCUGGAGCAUAGCAAACAGCCUUAUUUGAGAGAGCCUCAUAAAACAGUUCUGUGUUAAACAGAGGCAUUAAGCUCAUUAUCUAAAGUUUUCUGUAUGCUCACUUUUGUUCCUAUUUGAGAAUCUCACAAUUCUUUUAAAGAAAAUUGACAAAUGAAACGACAGGGCCUAACUGUGUAUAAAUGAUCCUUGCUAAAUCUUGAGAUUUUUUUGUAAAAAAAAAAAAAAAAAAAUCAAAAAGCUUAUUUUCACAUUAAAAUGGAAAUGUCUUUUGGAACUUCAGAAUUCUAUGGAAAAGCAGUUUUUAUCAUAUUUUGUGUCCAUGCAUCUUUUUUCUUAAGAAAAUGGUUUACAAAAAAGAACGUAAACAGUUUGUGAUCUGGCCAGUUGUACUUUUAGCUCCCGGAGGGGUAAGAUUGGUGUUCUAAGUUUAGAAAGAACAGUGCAGGAAAACUUGAGGGAGCAGUCUGUUGCCAGUGAUGUUUCUGUGUGCUAUUAACCACCUCCAUAUGAGGGGGGAGCAUUCACUUUUUAAUUUUAAAAUUGUAUUUGGAAUUGUUGCUGUGUACUAAAAGAACUUGACCUAAAUAAAAUCCCACAAAGUUUA
Pteropus alecto (black flying fox) is the source of this 3907-nucleotide messenger RNA. It is a transcript of the gene ABI2, whose product is annotated as abl interactor 2. Bases 246 to 1880 code for a protein of 544 amino acids. NCBI's taxonomy places the organism in Eukaryota, Metazoa, Chordata, Mammalia, Chiroptera, Pteropodidae. The record is from RefSeq and is a predicted model, not a curated record. Gene Ontology annotation, cellular component: lamellipodium. Gene Ontology annotation, molecular function: SH3 domain binding. The transcript is spliced from 11 exons.